Closterium sp. NIES-65 is the source of this 1737-nucleotide messenger RNA. Lineage: Eukaryota; Viridiplantae; Streptophyta; Zygnematophyceae; Desmidiales; Closteriaceae. The record is from the annotation of a GenBank genome assembly.
AUGGUAUGGCUCACAUUGGCAUGGUAUGGCUCACGUUGGCAUGAUAUGGCUCACAUUGGCAUGGUAUGGCUCACAUUGGCAUGGUAUGGCUAUUGGCAUGGUAUGGCUCACAUUGGCAUGCACAAGCCCAGGCAACUCACAUGCUCACACCUGUGCUGUGCUCAUCCCAUCUCACACUCCCAUCAACUCAUCCCAUCUCACAACCCCAUCCCCUCAUCCCAUCUCACACUCCCAUCCCCCCAUCCCAUCUCACACUCCCAUCACCUCAUCCCAUCCCACACUCCCAUCCCCUCAUCCCAUCUCACACUCCCAUCACUCCAUCCCAUCUCACACUCCCAUCCCCUCAUCCCAUCUCACACUCCCAUCACCUCAUCCCAUCUAACACUCCCAUCCCCUCAUCCCAUCUCACACUCCCAUCCCCUCAUCCCAUCUCACACUCCCAUCAUCUCAUCCCAUCUCACAAUCCCAUCCCCUCAUCCCAUCUCACACUCCCAUCAACUCAUCCCAUCUCACACUCCCAUCCCCUCAUCCCAUCUCACACUCCCAUCCCCUCAUCCCAUCUCACACUCCCAUCACCUCAUCCCAUCCCACACUCCCAUCCCCUCAUCCCAUCUCACACUCCCAUCACCUCAUCCUAUCCCACACUCCCAUCCCCUCAUCCCAUCUCACACUCCCAUCACCUCAUCCCAUCUCACACUCCCAUCCCCUCAUCCCAUCUCACACUCCCAUCACCUCAUCCCAUCUAACACUCCCAUCCCCUCAUCCCAUCUCACACUCCCAUCCCCUCAUCCCAUCUCACACUCCCAUCAUCAUCCCAUCUCACAUUCCCAUCCCCUCAUCCCAUCUCACACUCCCAUCAACUCAUCCCAUCUCACACUCCCAUCCCCUCAUCCCAUCUCACACUCCCAUCCCCUCAUCCCAUCUCACACUCCCAUCACCUCAUCCCAACCCACACUCCCAUCCCCUCAUCCCAUCUCACACUCCCAUCACCUCAUCCCAUCUCACACUCCCAUCAACUCAUCCCAUCCCACACUCCCAUCCCCUCAUACCAUCUCACACUCCCAUCCCCUCAUCCCAUCUCACACUCCCAUCACCUCAUCCCAUCUCACACUCCCAUCCCCUCAUCCCAUCUCACACUCCCAUCAACUCAUCCCAUCUCACACUCCCAUCCCCUCAUCCCAUCUCACACUCCCAUCACCUCAUCCCAUCUCACACUCCCAUCACCUCAUCCCAUCUCACACUCCCAUCACCUCAUCCCAUCUCACACUCCCAUCCCCUCAUCCCAUCUCACACUCCCAUCACCUCAUCCCAUCUCACACUCCCAUCCCCUCAUCCCAUCUCACACUCCCAUCACCUCAUCCCAUCUCACACUCCCAUCACCUCAUCCCAUCUCACACUCCCAUCACCUCAUCCCAUCUCACACUCCCAUCCCCUCAUCCCAUCUCACACUCCCAUCACCUCAUCCCAUCUCACACUCCCAUCCCCUCAUCCCAUCUCACACUCCCAUCAACUCAUCCCAUCUCACACUCCCAUCCCCUCAUCCCAUCUCACACUCCCAUCACCUCAUCUCAUCUCACACUCCCAUCCCCUCAUCCCAUCCUACACUCCCAUCACCUCAUCCCAUCUCACACUCCCAUCACCUCAUCCCAUCUCACACUCCCAUCCCCUCAUCCCAUCUCACACUCCCGUCACCUCAUCCCAUCUCACACUCCCAUCACCUCAUCCCAGACUGCAUGA